Molecule: messenger RNA, 2260 nt
Organism: Oldenlandia corymbosa var. corymbosa
Lineage: Eukaryota; Viridiplantae; Streptophyta; Magnoliopsida; Gentianales; Rubiaceae
Source: the annotation of a GenBank genome assembly
UAUUGUCGUGAUGUCGUUGGCUCGCUCGGGAAAGACAGAAUCUUUUGUUUUUCUUGGGUAACCACAGUGAGACUUUGUUUGGAGAAAUUAGAAUAACAUAUGCCUUUGUCUCGAAAUACUUUUCUAAUUUGGAUUUUUAUUUAAAUAAAAAUGAUUUUCAAAAAUGAAGUUUAAAAGAAAACAAUCAAUUUGCAAGAGAGAGAUUAUUGUUUUAAAACAUUAUUACCAACCAAAUUAAAUCGUCAACAUAUAUCGACUCAUACAUGCAUACAUCAAAACAAUUAAUUAAGAUCAAUGAAGUUAUUUAUUGGUUUCAGGUAUUUCAGACGGGAACGUGAGUUUGUUUUGUCCCAGGAUUAAUUUCCUAUAUAUUUACUUCACAUUCUGACCUUGGGACUAUAGCCAAAAAUACCAUUUAGUUUUGCUCAUCAACGAAACCAAACAAGAGAACCAAAAAAAAAAAAAACAAAAAGCCAACCAAGCAUUUUAUGAUGCAUCUGGCUUUGAGCAGCUGGAUUCCCUUUUUCCUCUUAUUAGCCGUUUUGAGUUUGAAUUUCGUCAAGAAAUGGAGCAAGAAGAGAUCCAGUGAUCAUGAAAUGAGGAACAAUCUUCCACCAGGGCCACCGAAGCUCCCCAUCAUUGGAAACAUGCACCAACUGAUGGGUUCAUUGCCUCAUCAUUCUCUCAAGAGUUUAGCAGAAAAACACGGAGACCUAAUGCACCUUAUGUUGGGAGAAAUCCCAACCAUCGUAGCAUCAUCUCCCCGAGCAGCGGAAGCGAUUCUGAAGACAAACGACACGGCUUUCGCCGACAGGCCGGGUUUCCUGGCCGGGGAAAUCCUGUUCUACGGCUGUUCCGACAUGACGUUUGCUCCGUACGGCGAAUACUGGAGACAGAUGCGCAAAAUCAGUACUUUGGGUUUCCUCAGCAUCCGGGUUGUCCGAUCAUUCUCUUUGAUUCGCCAAGACGAGAUUUCGAAGCUCGUUACAUCCAUUCGGGAGGAGUCCGGCCCGGAAGCUGUGAAUUUGACCCAAAAAGUGAGCAAAUACACAAGUUUGAUGGUUUGUAGAGCUGCAUUGGGUAGGGAAUUUGGAAGGCAUCAGGACAAAAUGAUGGAGCUGUUACAGGAAGUACUUGAGAACACAACCGGGUUUGAUGUUUCCGACAUUUUCCCUUCCUGGAGAAUUCUUCCUUACAUAAGCCGGGCCAAGCCCAAGUUAGUUGAGUUGAAGAACAAGAUUGAUGCCAUUUUCGAUGUCAUAAUUCAGGAGCAUGUUGAGAAUCAGAUGGAGAAGAAUGGUGAGUUUGGACAAGAAGAUCUGGUGGAUGUUUUACUUAGGAUCCAACAGAGUGGAGAUCAAAAGUUUCCAGUUACCUACGCCAAUAUUAAGGCUAUCUUCAUGAAUAUAUUCCUUGGAGGAACUGACACUUCGGUAGUCGUGGUUGAGUGGGCCAUGGCGGAGAUGAUAAGAAAUCCACGUGUAUUGGCAAAGGUACAAAGUGAAAUAAGGGAACUGUUACCGACUGGCACGGUAGCAAUUGAAGAAGGUGUUAUUCAAAAAAUGAGCUAUUUAAAGUUAGUAAUCAAAGAAACUCUAAGGCUACAUCCUCCUCUACCGUUAUUGAUUCCGAGAGAAUGCAGGGAGCAAUGCCUGGUUGAUGGAUAUGUCAUCCGUCCCAAAACAAGAGUUAUGAUUAAUGGAUGGGCGAUUGGAAGGCAUCCUGCGUAUUGGGACGAACCUGAAAAGUUCAUGCCCGAGAGAUUUGAGAACAGCUUGGUUGAUUUUUCAGGACAUAAUUAUGAGUAUUUACCAUUUGGUGCUGGAAGGAGAAUCUGCCCGGGAAUCUCAUUUGGGUGGGCUAAUGUUGAGGUUUUGCUAGCCAAUCUAUUGUAUCACUUUGACUGGAAACUCCCAAGUCAUUCUGUUGAUUUAGACAUGACAGAGACCUACAAAGUAACUGCACCAAGGAAAAACAAUCUUCUAUUGGUCGCCUCUAUGUACAACCAGCAAGAAAAGUAAUGUGGACUCUACCUAGUAUAAGAGCGCGGACACACACAUACAUAUAUAUAUAUAUAUAUAUAUAUAUAUAUAUAUAUAUAUAUACAUACUAGUGAUUUCUGGUCGCGCGAUGCGCGAUCCUGGCCCAGUCUAUCUGUAGAUCUUAGAAAUGUUAAUAUUUGAAAAAAAUAAAAUUUUGUAUUUGGAGCGAUAUAUUUUAGAAAUGUUUGAAGGAUUUAGAAAUGUUUUAUAAGUGUGAU